This is a messenger RNA of Athene cunicularia (burrowing owl), 1231 nucleotides long. It is a transcript of the gene ST6GALNAC6, whose product is annotated as ST6 N-acetylgalactosaminide alpha-2,6-sialyltransferase 6. Gene Ontology annotation, molecular function: alpha-N-acetylgalactosaminide alpha-2,6-sialyltransferase activity. The transcript has 6 exons. The coding region runs from base 131 to 1021 and encodes 296 amino acids. The record is from RefSeq and is a predicted model, not a curated record. Gene Ontology annotation, biological process: oligosaccharide metabolic process; ganglioside biosynthetic process. Lineage: Eukaryota; Metazoa; Chordata; Aves; Strigiformes; Strigidae.
GGGGCGCACGGGGCGGAGGAGGAGAUGAGGGGCCCCCCCGCGCCGCUCGCCGCCCGCUGCAGAUGAGAGCCCCCACCCAGGUGCUCACGGGACGCCGGCGAUCGCUGCGCGCUGAGGCCGGCGCAGAGACAUGACUGGCAGCACGAGCCAGCGCGCCGCCGCCUUGGGGGUCCUUUUUGCCCUGAUCAUGUUGCUGAUCAUCUACAGCUCCGGCAGCGGGAGCGAGGUCUUCCCCUACAGCCGCCUGCGGGGCAGAACCCGCCGGCCCCCCGACCUCAAGAAGUGGGGGGUGAAAAGCGGGUACCUGCCCGUCUGUGGGAACAAGACCCUGACUGCCCGCUGCCACCAGUGCGUCAUCGUCACCAGCUCCAGCCACCUCCUGGGCACCCGCCUGGGCACGGCCAUCGACGGGGCCGAGUGCACCAUCCGCAUGAACGAUGCUCCCACCACCGGCUAUGAGGUCGACGUGGGCAAUAAGACCAGCUUCCGUGUGGUGGCCCACUCCAGCCUCUACCGUGUCCUCAAGCGGCCCCAGGAGUUCGUCAACAAGACCCCGGAGACCAUCUUCAUCUUCUGGGGGCCACCCGCCAAGAUGCAGAAGAGCCUCCUGAAAAUCAUCCAGCGUGUCAGCGCCUCCUUCCCCAACAUGACGGCCUACGUCGUCUCCCCCAGCCGCAUGAAGCAGUUCGAUGACCUGUUUCGGGGGGAGACGGGGAAGGACAGGGAGAAGUCGCGCUCAUGGCUCAGCACCGGCUGGUUCACCAUGGUGAUCGCGGUGGAGUUGUGUGACGCCGUCCACGUCUACGGCAUGGUGCCACCCAACUACUGCGGCCGCCGGCCCCCACCCCGCCGCCUGCCCUACCACUACUACGAGCCAAAGGGCCCCGACGAGUGCACAACCUACAUCCACAACGAGCGGAGCCGCAAGGGCAACCACCACCGCUUCAUCACCGAGAAGCGGGUCUUCGCCAGCUGGGCCGGCCUCUACAACAUCACCUUCUCCCACCCCGCCUGGCCAUAGGGGCUGCCUGCCCCCCCUCCCCAGCUGGGGAGACCCCUGGAGCUGUGAUGGAUGAGGGUUCCCCCGCAGCCCCCCGGGGAGCAGUGGGAGCCAGGCGUCGGGGUGCCACCGGCUGCCUCCCACAGAUCCGCCGCCGUCGUGCAUGGUGGCACCUGGGAUGUGUUGGGUUUUGAGCUGGUUUUUGGGGGGGCCAGGUGAUGAAUGUGGUAU